UGAGUCUCAUUUCACGUGUUUUGUUGACGAGACUCGGUGUUUCUCAAAAACGCUUCGUUUCUUACAUUAUUCGAAAGAAAACCGAAGCUAUGGAAGUCGAUGGCGAACAAGAAACGUCUGUGAUUCGAGAAGCAAGUGCUGAAAUUCGCGGAAAAGGUCAUGUUUUCUACAACCCGGUACAGGAAUUCAAUCGAGACUUGAGUAUUUGUGUCUUGAACACUUUUAUCCAAGAUUGGUUCAAAGCAAAAGACAAGGAAUUAACUGUCGAACGAGGCAAAAAGGACGAAAAUGGCGUCACAAUUCUUGAAGCGUUAUCCGCAACGGGCUUACGAAGCAUCCGAUAUGCGAAAGAAUUGCAAGGAGUGAAGGAAAUUGUCGCAAACGAUUUGUCAUCACAAGCUGUCGAAGCGAUAAAAGCAAAUAUUGAACAUAAUUCCGUCGCUGAUAUCAUUUCGCCGUCAGAAGCGGAUGCAAUUCAUUUAAUGUCGACCUCAAGCAAAAAAUUCACCGCCUUGGAUUUGGAUCCGUAUGGUUGCCCAUCACGUUUUCUCGAUUCUGCUGUUCGAACUGUCGAAGACGGCGGACUUUUACUGAUAACAGCAACUGAUAUGGCAGUUCUUGCAGGCAAUACACCCGAAACGGCAUUCAUUAAAUACGGUUCUGUUGCGCUAAAAACUCGUGCGUGUCACGAACAAGGCUUGAGAAUCCUUUUACGAUGCAUUGAGCAACACGCGAACCUGUAUGGAAGAUACAUAACUCCUCUUCUCUCGAUUUCUGUGGAUUUUUAUGUUCGUGUUUUCGUUACAAUUAACACGUCACAACAUCAAUGCAAGAUUUCAAGCAGUAAACAAAGCAUGGUUUACAUGUGUACGGGAUGCGAUGCCUUAACGUUACAACCUUUGGGCAUCUUGAAGCCAAAUCCAACGGAAAAAAAUCCAAAACAAGUCAAAUUUGCUCUUCCAACGGGACCUCCUGUGUCAAAAAGUUGCGAACAUUGCGGGCAUCCUCAUCACAUUGGAGGCCCAAUUUGGUCAGAUCCCAUUCAUGAUCAAGAAUUUUUGGAUAAACUCAUCGCUACUGUGACAUCAGAUCAUUUUUCGUAUCUCACGAAUCAAAAACGAAUUUACGGGAUGUUAUCCGUGAUCAAAGAAGAGCUUCCUGAUGUCCCCUUGUACUAUGGCAUCGAUAAAUUAUGCGGAAUUUUACAUUUGGAAUCGAUUCCCGCGGUAAAACUGAAAUCAGCUCUCUUACAUGCGGGAUAUCGCGUGUCAUUGUCGCACUGUUGGAAGACAAGUCUCAAAACUGACGCCCCCAUGAGCGUUAUUUGGGAUGUUUUUCGAUGUUGGGCGAAAAUUAAACCAAUUAAACCGAUUCACUUGAAGGAUGGAACUCCCGUGCAAGCGAUUUUAAGCAAAGAAAGUCGAAAACAGUACGACCUGAAUAAAGUUCAUCCGGAUGCCAAUCCAAAAAGUCGUCAACAAGCGUUGGUACGUUUCCCCGAGAAUCCUGCGGCAUAUUGGGGACCUGGAACACGAUCGACAAUAAUGGUAAAAGAAACAAAAAUCCUGAAAGAAUUGCGAAAACAGGACAAACACAAGAAAAAACGCGAACAAUUGGACAAAGAAAAGUCACCUGAUCCAAAAAUUCAAAAAGUUGAAGAGAAUUUUUAAUUAAAAUUGACUCGUUAAAA
Messenger RNA from Culicoides brevitarsis, 1690 nucleotides. It is a transcript of the gene Trm1, whose product is annotated as tRNA (guanine(26)-N(2))-dimethyltransferase. Lineage: Eukaryota; Metazoa; Arthropoda; Insecta; Diptera; Ceratopogonidae. Gene Ontology annotation, biological process: tRNA N2-guanine methylation. The transcript has a single exon. The record is from RefSeq and is a predicted model, not a curated record. Gene Ontology annotation, molecular function: RNA binding; tRNA (guanine(10)-N2)-methyltransferase activity. Gene Ontology annotation, cellular component: nucleus. Bases 90 to 1670 code for a protein of 526 amino acids.